UUAAAUAAAUGACUCUCAGCUCCCGGCGUUAUAAAUUAAAGAUAAAUGGCGAGUCCUAAGUGCCACUCCUUCGCAUUUGCACACAUAUUUUUACCGUCGUAGCAACUGUGCAGCAAUGUCCUCCGGCGACACUAAACUCUCUCAGGUCCUCAUCAUCCCGAGCUCCGGCAUGGGCCAUCUCAAUCCAAUCGUCCGCCUCGCCAAAGCACUUUCCGACCGCGGCGUCUCCAUCUCCCUCCUGACCGUCCGCCCCACCAUAACCGCCGCCGAAUCUAGCCUCCUCUCCUCCCUCCCAUCAUCCCUUCUAAUUGACUUCCCUCUCGCCCCAUUUGACCAUUCUCUCUUCCCCGAAUCCUCAGACCCCGUCACGCUCCGAUGGGAAGCCAUUCGCCGCUCCGCCCACCUCCUUCCUUCUCUCAUCUCUACCUUAUCACCACCAGUCUCAUCCCUCAUCAUAGACAUCACCAUCGCCUCCACCUUCCUCCCAGUGGCUGUCGCCGCAAACAUUCCUUGCUUCGUCUCUUUCUUCUCGUUUGCUUCCAUGCUCGCUCUCUGUUCUGUUUCCCCCUUCGUUCCCCAUCCCAUCAGUACUGACGUCAAGAUCGCUGGCGGCGUUCUCAAGAUUCCAUAUUCCUCCAUCCCGCCGCCCCUCCGAGACCCGAACCACCUCUUCACCACCCAAUUCAUAGAUAACGGUCGGGCACUUACUCUGGCGAACGGUGUCAUCGUUAAUACAUUUUUAGCCUUGGAGCCCGAGUUGCUCGCUGCGUUCAACGCCGGCGAGGUCGUUCCCGGAUUCCCGCCGGUGAUUGCUUUAGGCCCUUUACCUCUCGAAAAAAAACAACCAUCUUCUCCCUCGCCAGCGCUAAGGUGGCUUGAUGAACAGCCGGAGAAGUCGGUUAUUUACGUGAACUUCGGAAGCAUCUCGGUGUUGUCGAUGGAGCAAAUCAGAGAAUUGGGGGCUGGGUUGGAGAUGAGCGGGUGUCGGUUUUUCUGGGUGAUGAAAACUGCGAAGGUGGACAGAGAGGAGAAGGCGGUGGAUAUUGAUGAUUUAUUGGGAGAAGGGUAUGUGAAGAGAGUGGAACAUAGGGGAUUGGUGGUGAGGCAGUGGGUAGAGCAGGAUGUUGUUCUCGUUCACCGUGCGGUAGCCGGAUUCUUGAGCCACAGUGGGUCGAAUUCGGUGAUGGAGGCGGCCGCGGCCGGGUUGAAGUUGCUCGCAUGGCCAAGACGGGGAGAUCAACGAGUCAUUGCGGCGUCGGUGCCGAGAAGUGGGUUGGGAAUAUGGCCGGAGAACUGGGCGUGGGAGGCCGAAGAAAGAGUUGUGGCUGCGGAGGAGAUUGCGGUGAAGGUGAGGGAGUUCAUGGCGGAUGAAAAGCUGGCCGAGACGGCAGCGAAGCUUGGUGCGGCGGCCACUGCGGCGGUACAGAAAGGCGGGACCUCAGAUCAGAGCUGGCGCUAUUUGAUAACAAAACUGUGAGGCGGGGCAGAUGACCGGCCGGACUAGUUUGCUUGAAUAUUGUUAUUAAGAAUAUAUAUCCUUUAUGUUAAUCUUUUCAGUUCAGCGCUCAACUUUGCUUGAAGUGGCGCAAUCAGCUUGUUAUUCCUUCAUUCAGUACUAUUGGCCUAGUGCCCGAUCUAUGUAAUUUCAAAUCUACUCAAAAAUAAAAUUACAUUAGUAGGAUUUUAUGUUA
This is a messenger RNA of Dendrobium catenatum, 1691 nucleotides long. RefSeq names its product UDP-glucose:2-hydroxyflavanone C-glucosyltransferase-like. The transcript has a single exon. Gene Ontology annotation, molecular function: UDP-glycosyltransferase activity. The coding region runs from base 116 to 1477 and encodes 453 amino acids. The record is from RefSeq and is a predicted model, not a curated record. NCBI's taxonomy places the organism in Eukaryota, Viridiplantae, Streptophyta, Magnoliopsida, Asparagales, Orchidaceae.